CUUCCAGUGUUAAUUAGGUUUAUCCUUAUUUAUAUGACCAAAAUAGUGAACUUCUACAGACUCUGCAUGGGAGGCUAAUCUUGGAGGAACUUCUGCUAAUCGUGGAGGAACUUCUGCUAAUCAUGGAGGUUCUGCUAAUCGUGGAGGAACUUCUAUUCGAGAGACUAAUGUUCAAACACGAGAUGGCGGUGAAGUUGAUUUAGAUAAUAUGUCAUAUGAGGAAAUGCAUCGAUUCGAAGAAUCCAUGGGUAGUGUAAGCAAAGGUCUGUCAAGGGAAGCAGUCUCUAGAUUGCCUGUUCACAAGUACAGUCCAUCAAGCACAAGAAGCAAUUCAGGAGAUGCAGAGUGUGUGAUAUGCAAAAUGGAAUACGAGAGGGGGGAUCGCUUGGUCACCUUGCCCUGUGCGCACCAAUAUCAUGAGGAUUGCAUUAAGAAAUGGUUGGAAGAUAACAAGAAUUGCUGUGUCUGCAAAGAGGAUGUAGCUGUUAAUUAGUUCAUUUGGCAUUUGACAUGGUACCAUGGCAGAGAUUAGAGCUGCUGGUUCUGAAUUUACUCUUAUCAUAUGUAGUCUUUUCCAUUCUUUUCUUCUUCUUUUUUUCAAUUGAAAUAAGCGAGGCGAUUCCUUUCUAAUAUUACAUUAUCUUUCUAGGACAACGACAAACUCUUCUCAACCAAUAAAUCUUCUAUAGAUA
Messenger RNA from Populus trichocarpa (black cottonwood), 692 nucleotides. RefSeq names its product E3 ubiquitin-protein ligase BIG BROTHER. The transcript has 5 exons. Gene Ontology annotation, biological process: protein ubiquitination; negative regulation of organ growth. Bases 209 to 493 code for a protein of 94 amino acids. Gene Ontology annotation, molecular function: ubiquitin-protein transferase activity; ubiquitin conjugating enzyme binding. Lineage: Eukaryota; Viridiplantae; Streptophyta; Magnoliopsida; Malpighiales; Salicaceae. The record is from RefSeq and is a predicted model, not a curated record.